Molecule: messenger RNA, 1152 nt
Organism: Lodderomyces beijingensis
Lineage: Eukaryota; Fungi; Ascomycota; Pichiomycetes; Serinales; Debaryomycetaceae
Source: the annotation of a GenBank genome assembly
AUGGUCGCUACUACGAUAGUGCACAAGGCGGUUGGGUUCUUGGACGUCAAUAUGACAGCCGAUUCGGUGGCCAAUACGAUGCACGCCUCAGAAGCGGUCAAGUUUCAACUAUGCACGCUAGGGAUCUCGGUCAUGGUUUUGGUCCUCAUGAUGGUGACAAAGGACAUGCACAUCACGACUGUACGGGACAUGGUCAUGGAAAGCACGAUGAUUGCCGUGGUCACCACGACCACAAAAAACACGAUCACCAUGAUCAUAAAGGACACGAUCACCAUGAUCAUAAAGGACACGAUCACCAUGAUCAUAAAGGACACGAUCACCAUGAUCAUAAAGGACACGAUCACCAUGAUCAUAAAGGACACGAUCACCAUGAUCAUAAAGGACACGAUCACCAUGAUCAUCACGAUCAUAAAGGACACGAUCAUCACGGUCAUCACGAUGGUAAAGGACAUGGCGACCACCACGAUGGUAAAGGGCAUGGCGACCACCACGAUCACCAUGAUCAUCACGAUCAUAAAGGACACGAUCAUCACGGUCAUCACGAUCAUAAAGGACACGAUCAUCACGGUCAUCACGAUGGUAAAGGACAUGGCGACCACCACGAUGGUAAAGGGCAUGGCGACCACCACGAUCACCAUGAUCAUCACGAUCAUAAAGGACACGAUCAUCACGGUCAUCACGAUCAUAAAGGACACGAUCAUCACGGUCAUCACGAUGGUAAAGGACAUGGCGACCACCACGAUGGUAAAGGGCAUGGCGACCACCACGAUCACCAUGAUCAUCACGAUCAUAAAGGACACGAUCAUCACGGUCAUCACGAUGGUAAAGGACAUGGCGACCACCACGAUGGUAAAGGGCAUGGCGACCACCACGAUGGUAAAGGGCAUGGCGACCACCACGAUGAUAAAGGGCAUGAUCAUCACGACCACCAUGAUCACCAUGAUCACCACGACCAUAAAGGACACGAUCAUCACGAUCACAAGGGACAUGAUCACAAGGGACAUGAUCACCACGAUCAUAAAGGGCAUGGCGACCACCACGAUGGUAAAGGACACGAUGGUAAAGGACAUGGUCCACAGGGUCAUGGCAAACACGGUAAGGAUAAUAAGGACUGUGAUAUGCAUGGGAUUCCCAAAGGUCACUCACAGUUAG